AUGCCCGUCGUCAAAGGCGGUGUCUGGACGAACAUCGAAGACGAGAUUCUAAAAGCCUCCGUCUCCAAAUACGGCCUAAACCAAUGGGCGCGCGUGUCCUCCCUCCUCGCGCGCAAAACACCCAAACAAUGCAAAGCACGAUGGCAAGAGUGGCUGGAUCCCUCGAUCCGCAAGAUCGAGUGGUCGAAGGAGGAGGAUGAAAAGCUUCUGCACCUCGCCAAGCUGAUGCCCACGCAAUGGCGGACCAUCGCCCCCAUCGUCGGCCGCACCGCGACACAGUGUCUCGAGCGAUACCAGAAGCUACUAGACGAGGCGGAGGCGAGGGAGGAUGAUGAGCUGGGGCUGGGCGGACCGGCUGGAGGGGAGACGGCGGCGCCGAGUGCAGAGGAUGUGAGGAAGCUGAGGCCCGGGGAGCUGGACCCGGAUCCGGAAAGCAAGCCUGCUCGCCCGGACACGAUCGAUCUGGAUGAGGACGAGAAGGAGAUGCUGAGUGAGGCGCGGGCGCGGCUGGCUAAUACGCAGGGCAAGAAGGCGAAGCGGAAAGCAAGGGAGAGGCAGCUGGAAGAGUCAAGACGCUUAGCUGUGCUGCAGAAACGCCGUGAGCUCAAGAAUGCGGGCAUCAAUAUCAGAAUCACCCAGCGGAAGCCGGGGCAGAUGGACUAUAACGCCGACGUACCGUUCGAGAAGGCGCCUGCGCCAGGCUUCUACGACACUCAGGAUGAGGAGGCGCAGAAUGAACGGUCAAGACAAGCUUUUGAUCCUCGGAAACAGCAACUUGCUAUCAAGCGCAAGGGCGACCAGGAGGACGAUAGUGACGAUCGCAAGAGGAGGAAAGGUGAUAAGGGCGGGCCUUCGGCUAGCUUUGCGGCAGCAGCAAAGGCAGGUCAGAUGCAGAAGAUACGGGAGGCAGAACAAAGCAGCAAGAGAAGGGCACUAAAUCUGCCGGCACCACAAGUUGGCGAGGGGGAGUUAGAGGAUAUUGUGAAAAUGGGUAUGGCAGGCGAGCGUGCGAGUCAACUGGCCGGCAGCAGCGAAAACGAGGCAACGAGGGGUUUAAUCGGGAACUAUUCUGGCAUCGUUGGAAGCACUCCUAUCCGAACACCGAGGGCGCCGCAAGAGGAGGAUAGGGUAGCCAACGAGAUCCGCAAUGCCCGUGCUCGGACGGAAACACAGUCUGCGCUGCUCGGAGGAGAAAACACCCCCAUGCACGAAGGCGCUGCGUCGACUGGCUACGAGGGUGCCGCGCCAAGUCGGCAGCAGCUCUCGACCCCGAAUCCGAUGGCAACGCCCUUCCGCCAAACCGGUGUCAAUGGUAUUGGAGCAACCCCGAUGCGCGGACCCGGAGCGACCCCUCUACGGACACCAAGGGACAACUUCCACCUGAAUCAGGAGGAUGGGAUGCAGCUGGUGGGACAGACGCCUCGCGACAUUAGACUACGAGAGAAUGCUGUCCGGAAUAGCUUAAAAGGCCAACUCGCAUCACUUCCGAGACCCAAGGAGACUGAGUGGGAGCUUGAACUCCCGGAGGAACAGCAAGAACCCUCACAGGUCCAGCUGAGUGCAGAAGAUGCCGCUGAGCGCGAUAGGCGAAAUCAAGCUAUCAGGGAAGCUGCUGAGAGGGCGGAGUUUAAGCGCCAGACGCAGAGCGUACAGAGAGCCCUACCUCGGCCAUCAGCGGUCGACAUCGAUGCCAUGCUGAAGAACGCUUCGGAUAUAUCAGACUCUACGGAAAGUGCGAUUGCUCAGGAAGUGGCGGUUUUAGUCACGAACGACGUCCUGAAGUUUGGAGGGGGCAGGGUCAAAGGAGGAUCAAGACCCGUUGAGGUCUUCCAGGAUGACGUCCUAGACCGCGCUCGAAUGGAGAUCGCUUUGGAGCUGUCCGCGGCUGAGGCAAGAAAAGAUGUGGAAGGGUUGGAGAAGGCGUGGGUUGACCUACAUGAUUCGUCGCAGCUGCCUGGCUUAGCUGGGUAUGGCGAGGACGAAGUCGACACACACCAGUUGAUGACGGAGGCCUUUGACAACAUCCAAGACAAUAUCGAGAAAGCCGCAGAGCAAGGGCAGAAGGUCGAGAAGAAGCUUGCGCUGCACUUAGGGGGCUAUCAGGCACGAGCGAAAACGUUACGGCAGAAGAUCGUCGAUGCAGCGGAAGCCUUAGAGAGGGCGAGGAUCAGCUUGGAUACCGCGCGGACCGCCCAGAUCUCAGAGGAAGCAGCAAUACCCAGCCGAUUGGAGGCGCUGAGGGAUGAGGUUGCGUUUGUCAGUCGAAGGGAGCGGGAGGCGCAGGACUUGUACAGGGUACGGAGGGAGGAGCUCGAUGGGCUCCAGACGACGGUCAAUGGGUACCAUUGA
This is a messenger RNA of Coniosporium apollinis CBS 100218, 2349 nucleotides long. RefSeq names its product pre-mRNA-splicing factor cef1. NCBI's taxonomy places the organism in Eukaryota, Fungi, Ascomycota, Dothideomycetes. The record is from RefSeq and is a predicted model, not a curated record. Bases 1 to 2349 code for a protein of 782 amino acids. The transcript is spliced from 2 exons. Gene Ontology annotation, biological process: mRNA splicing, via spliceosome. Gene Ontology annotation, cellular component: Prp19 complex; spliceosomal complex.